UGGUUUAUUUGCAGACUCUGAUCCGCCCGUGAGACGAGAGGGUUAGAGGGACACUGUCACUGAUUCUGCUUUCUUGGUGGUCGUCUUCUCGAGUCUCUGCAGCUGAAUGAUGCACAACAAAGGGAAUUCCUGUGAACUGAGUGAUGGCGCCGUACUCGACUGUUUUAUCUGCUCAUCGUCUUCUCACUCGUCAACAGCAGCUUCGUCUCUGAGCUGUUGCUCCUUCGAGGAUUACAAACUGACCACUGAGUGGCUCCUGAACCACACAAGUCACCGGCCCAAGGUGGCGGUGAUCUGUAGCUCCGGACUGGGACUCCUCGCUGAAGGAGCCGCCAACAAACAGACGUUCAGGUACCAGGACAUCCCCAACUUCCCUGUUAGCACAGUCGCGGGUCACGAGGGCUGCCUGGUGUUUGGGACGAUCGAGGACACGCCCUGUGUUUUCAUGCAAGGUCACUUCCACCUGUACGAAGGUUACUCGCUCUGUCAGGUGACUUUUCCUGUGAGGAUCUUCAAGUUAAUGGGGGUGGAGUCAGUGUUGGUGACGAACGCAUCAGGUGGAAUCUGUCCAGACUUUAAAGUUGGUGACAUCAUGAUCAUCAAAGACCACAUCAACCUGCCGGGAUUUGCUGGACAACAUCCGCUCUGUGGACCCAACGACGAGCGUUUUGGGAUCAGGUUUCCGUGCAUGUCGGACGCCUACAGUAAGGAUCUGAGGCGUCUGGCAUUGGACGUGGGCUCUGAGCUCGGCUGCCGUGACUUUAUCAGAGAGGGAGUUUACUGCAUGGUGAGCGGACCCAACUUUGAAACCAUCGCUGAGGCCAGGAUGCUGCUGAUCCUGGGCUGUGACUCUGUGGGAAUGAGUACAGUUCCUGAAGUGACCGUAGCUAAACACUGUGGACUCAGAGUUCUGGGUCUGUCGCUUAUCACCAACAAGGUGUCUCUGGACUACAGUCGGGAGGAGAAGGUGAACCACGACGAGGUUCUUCAGAUCAGUAAAAUGAGGGCGGAGCUUUUGCAGAAACUCGUCUUCACACUGAUCUGUCGUUUCCAGCAGCAAAGCAUCAACACGCACUGAAAGACGAGUCAUAACAGUCUCCCAUCAAUUUAUCACUUCAUCCCUUCAUCAGGUCAUCAGCAGCCAGAACCAGUCUGUGGCAGACCUCUGGGACACUGAGGUGGAAACCAAAACCAUGAUGAUGAAAAGCUGAUUUCACCUUGAACAUCUUAGUCAUCCACCUCACAACCAAUCAGGGACUCUGCUAAGAUGCCUCCCAGGCCGCCGAGAACCUCACACACACCUGUAAAUUACAAGAAUAGUCACUGGAAGUGCAGAAGGAGAUCGUGCAUCCCAUGCUUCACCAACCCACAUGUACAACAAUAACAAGACCCCACUACCACAUAUAAACAACCAGCUCCUUAAAACAAGUCUGAUUACAUUUCCGAAUGCUACCAUCCAUGUUCCAAUAAUAGUUUUUACUCACAGGUUGGAGUCUCGGAAUCGAGGGUGUGAGGGAGGGCUGCGAUGUACUGAGGGAGUUUCGUAUAAUCUCUGCGUACCGCAGGAUCAAAAACCUGAAAGACCUCGUCCACACUGCAUUCAAUACCGAGACUGCCGAUAAGGAAGAGCUUCGAGGUUCUGAAAUUGGUUUUAUCAGCCACACCCACAUCUUUUUUUAAACAAUUUCUUUAUUUGCUUUUAAGAAACAUAUGGAACAGUCAUAACAAUAUACAAACAUAAAUACAAUAAAACAAACAUUAGGGAAAAAAAUUUAAAGAUAAAAACGAAAUAAUUUAAAAUAUAAAGAGUAUGCAUACGUACACACCCGCAUACAUAUACAUAUACAUAUAUACACAUACACAUACACAUAUCAAUACAUACACUCGCAAAUUAAAUUACAAUGCUUCUUAUAUAGAUACUACUUACUACUUACUUGAUCAAAUUACAAGGCUACCAUUCUGUUCCCAGCAGAGGGGCAUUUAAUCAAACUUUCCAGAAUCAUUCUGUUAAUCCAAUAUGUUUUCCAGAUCUGUUAAUUCUAGAUAAUUAAGAAAAGGACCACAUAUCUUUUUUGAAAACUUCUGGUUUCCCCUUCUAAAAAUAGGUGAUCUUUCCUAUGGCUAUACAUGCAGACAAUUCUUAAUUUAUGUUCUUUUGAAUAGCAACCUAAGAUGAAAAGCUUGGGCUCCAUUGUAUCGACAAAAUAACUUCUAUUAUAUCUUUUACCUCUGCCCAGAACUUUUAUGUCUUAUCACAUUCACUGACACAAUGAAUAAAGGUUCCCUUGGAUUGUCCACAUUUAAAACAUAAAUCUGUGAUAUUACCAUUAAAUUGAUUUAGUUUUUCUGGAGUUAUAUACGUUCGCAUCAGCCAAUUAUAUUUUAAAAGCCUAAGACGUGUGUUUGCUGUUUGUGUUUGAGCUGCUUUGCAAACAUUUUCCCAAUCAUCAAAUGAAAUAAUGUCCUGUAAGAGAGGAGAGAGGACUCCAAGCUCAGAGUUUAGCUUCAGAAGAUUUGGGGAACCAGAUAUGAAUAAAUCAUAAUAUCUAGAUAUUAUGUUUUUCCCAGUACUGUCUUUUGAAACAGUUUUCUCUAAUGGUGAAAAGGGGGGAACAGCUAGUGAUUGUUUUUGGUUUGCUUCAAUAAAGCUUCAGAGUUGCAAACAUUUGAAAAA
This is a messenger RNA of Hippoglossus stenolepis (Pacific halibut), 2674 nucleotides long. RefSeq names its product purine nucleoside phosphorylase 4b (gene pnp4b). The coding region runs from base 107 to 1078 and encodes 323 amino acids. Gene Ontology annotation, molecular function: purine-nucleoside phosphorylase activity. NCBI's taxonomy places the organism in Eukaryota, Metazoa, Chordata, Actinopteri, Pleuronectiformes, Pleuronectidae. The transcript has 8 exons. Gene Ontology annotation, cellular component: cytoplasm. Gene Ontology annotation, biological process: nucleoside metabolic process. The record is from RefSeq and is a predicted model, not a curated record.